AUGGCACUUAAUGCGCACUAUGAAGUUUCAGAGAGGCAUGUCUCGAAACUUCAGAGAUCGAAAUCACUGGUGGAUAAAGAUCGGAACGGCUGGCGAAUCGAUUUCAAACAAUAUCUCAACCUGCAGUGGCCUUCGCCGGUUAGACUUGCUGUCCACGAUUCACAUAUACGGACAAGAAAGUUUUCAUCUGGCAUAUCCCCCUAA
This is a messenger RNA of Morchella importuna, 204 nucleotides long. RefSeq lists its product as uncharacterized. The coding region runs from base 1 to 204 and encodes 67 amino acids. NCBI's taxonomy places the organism in Eukaryota, Fungi, Ascomycota, Pezizomycetes, Pezizales, Morchellaceae. The transcript has 4 exons. The record is from RefSeq and is a predicted model, not a curated record.